UCACCGCCUGGAGUUAAGAGCUCAGGUUGCUCAAGCUUUCCUUGCCAAGUUCCAGCUAUCUAAUGAGGAGAUGGCCACGCUGCGAGGAGCUCGGGAUGCACCCAUUACUGAGGAUUUCUUCAAAGCUCUCAGCCGAGUGAAGCACAUCCAUGAGGAUGUGAAAAUCCUCUUGCGAACAAACCAGCAAACUGCAGGGUUAGAGAUCAUGGAGCAGAUGGCCGUGUUACAGGAGACAUCAUAUGAGCAGCUCUACCGCUGGGCACAGAAUGAAUGCAGAGGACUGACCCAAGAGACAUGUGAUAUCAGCCCUGUGUUGACUCGAGCCAUGGAAGCCUUACAGGACCGACCUGUCCUUUACAAGUACACCCUUGAUGAGUUUGGGACUGCACGCAGGUGUGCUGUGGUGCGAGGCUUCAUCGACGCCCUUACCCGCGGCGGGCCAGGAGGAACUCCUCGCCCCAUAGAGAUGCAUUCACAUGACCCCAUGAGGUAUGUUGGGGACAUGCUGGCCUGGCUACACCAAGCCACUGCAUCAGAGAAAGAGCAUCUAGAAGCUCUGCUGAAACAAGUCACUCUGCAAGCUGUGGAGGAGAACAUGCAAGAGGUGGUUGGACACAUCACUGAGGGAGUCUGCAGGCCGCUGAAAGUUCGGAUAGAACAGGUCAUUGUGGCUGAGCCAGGUGCUGUCCUGCUUUACAAGCUGUCCAACCUGCUGAAGUUUUACCACCACACCAUCAGCUCUAUCAUUGGGACCAGUGUGGCCUCCUUGCUCAUUACUAUUGAAGAAAUGCACAUCCUCAGCAAAAAGAUGUUCUUCAACAGCCUGAGCCUUCAUGCAAGCAGACUCAUGGACAAGGUGGAGCUGCCACCUGCAGACCUGGGACCUACAGCCUCCCUCACUCAGACCCUCUCCCUCCUCAGGGAGGUGCUGGCUUCCCACGAUUCCUCAGUGGUUCCUCUGGAUGCCCGCCAGGCUGACUUUGCUCAGGUGCUCUCUUGCAUAUUGGAUCCCCUACUACAGUUGUGUACUGUGUCAGCCAGUAACCUCGGAACUGCUGACAUGGCCACCUACAUGGUCAACUCGCUGUAUGUCAUGAAGACCACGCUGGCUCUCUUUGAGUUCACUGAUAAGAGGCUCGAGAUGCUCGAGUUCCAGAUCGAGGCUCACCUUGACACUCUGAUCAACGAGCAGGCAUCGUUCGUGCUGACCAGAGCUGGACUAGGUUAUAUCUACAGCUGUGUCCAGCAGCACAUUGCUGAACAGGGUCCUCUGUCCCUCCUCCCCAGCAUGGACAGCUCUUCAGUGAAAGCAGCAAUGGUCCAGUUUGAUCGGUACUUGUCGUCCCCUGACACUCUCUUGAUGCCACAGCUAAACUUCCUGCUCAGUGCAGCCAUCAAGGAGCAGAUUUUCCGUCAGUCGUCAGAGCUGGUGUGUAGAGCCUAUGUGGAGGUAUACACAGCGCUGACCAGUCCAGCGAACGGCUACAAAGACCCAGAGAACCUGGUACCCAGAUCACCUACACAGGUUCAGACCUUGCUGUCCUGAGAGACACUUUUAUCCCACCUGGUUGAUCUUAAAAACACAGGGGUGAGCCCCAGUGAAGGACAGCCUGCAGGUUAUUUAAAGAACUGUGUAAUUUAUGCAGUAUAAUAACACAAAUGUAUAUAAAAGUAGUUGUUAAGAUGGGGUUCUUUGUGGGAAAUGUGGGAUGUGGGUCACUGAGAGACACUCCUGAAUGCCAGAAGGAAAGAACAUGCAUAUGUGAUCCAUUUACUUUGACUGCUGCAGGCAGUCUGCCCUUUUUCUCUCUGUAAGGCGUGUCUCUUUCUUUCUUUCUGUUUUCACACCAUGUACUCUUUUUGAACUCCAUAAUUGUACAAUGUAUUUUAAUUGAAAAUAUUGAACGUUAUAUAAAACAAAACAGUGAAUUUAAGAGACUUAUCUUAUAUUCCAUAUGUAAAAGUGUUCAGAGGAACCUCAGAAGCUUCAUCACAAAUGUUGUGAUUAUUUUAAUGUCAUCUGUGAAAUGGAAAAGGAAUAUAAAUAUGAAGGAUAAGGAUAAGCAACUUACUCUCAGUAGUUACCAGUGGGUGAGAUUUCACACAAAUGGAAUAAAUCUCUUAUCCAGCAA
Molecule: messenger RNA, 2132 nt
Organism: Micropterus dolomieu (smallmouth bass)
Lineage: Eukaryota; Metazoa; Chordata; Actinopteri; Centrarchiformes; Centrarchidae
Gene: cog6
Product: component of oligomeric golgi complex 6
Biological process (GO): intra-Golgi vesicle-mediated transport
Cellular component (GO): COG complex
Source: RefSeq, a predicted model, not a curated record